AACAUUAUACAUGCAGCAAUUUUCAUAUGCAAUUAUGCACCAGGAGGAGCUCUGUCAAGAAGGCCUUAUGAACCAGGAGUAUUUUGUACUCGUUGUGGCAACCGUGACAGAUGCACAGAUUAUCUAUGCAAGGAAUGUCUUUGACUGUGGGAAAUAUGCACAAAGUACUCUGGAGUUUUUACAAUCAGGUAAUGCAGAUCGUGACCAAGCUAUAUAUUACCACUACUGGUAUCCACGUUGGGAAGUGCCCCGGCCGAUUGUAUGUGAUCCACUCUGCAUAUUUGUUUUAUUACUGAGACUGCUGUUUUUUAUUAUGUGUGUCAUAAUUGUUUUGAUAGUACAACCUUAUUUUCCAAAUAUUUUGUUGGAACAACAGAUGGCAUUUACUCCUGAAUUGUCUAAAAUAGAAAUAAGAAAAGAAAAGGGAGAAGAUGAAAAGAAAAUAGAAGAGGAAGAGGAAGAGGAAGAAGAAAAGGAAGAGGACGAGCAGGAUGAAGACGACUGAUCCUUAACAUGAACCAAAACUAUAGCAUUUUAAAAAGAAAAAAAAAAAAAAAAAGAAAAAAAAUCUUUAAAAACACUGAGAUUUAACAAGAAAAUAUACAAUCCACUAUGGCAAUAUUUUUAUCUUCUCUUUCCUAUACUCAUUCAACAAAUUUAAAUUUGAAAAACAACAAAAAAGCAAGUACUAUUAUUACUAUUAAUGUAUUAUAUAGGAAAUAUUAAGACAAGCUCUUAGGUAAAGAUGUGAUAAUAGGAACUAAAAGGAGAUUUGACCAGCCUAAUUAAUCUUAAGAUUUUACAAUGGUGUCCUGAUAAAGGAGGUAAUUUAUGUUUUCUGAAUAUGUCUCCAUCUCUGUGUUUUAAAUAUUGUUUUACAUGAGGUGAUAAAUUUCUCAAGUAUUAGACAAGAUU
Messenger RNA from Sciurus carolinensis (gray squirrel), 915 nucleotides. RefSeq names its product GLIPR1-like protein 2. The record is from RefSeq and is a predicted model, not a curated record. The transcript is spliced from 5 exons. Bases 11 to 505 code for a protein of 164 amino acids. Lineage: Eukaryota; Metazoa; Chordata; Mammalia; Rodentia; Sciuridae.